Pezoporus occidentalis (night parrot) is the source of this 1385-nucleotide messenger RNA. RefSeq lists its product as uncharacterized. The transcript is spliced from 5 exons. Bases 1 to 1347 code for a protein of 448 amino acids. The record is from RefSeq and is a predicted model, not a curated record. NCBI's taxonomy places the organism in Eukaryota, Metazoa, Chordata, Aves, Psittaciformes, Psittacidae.
AUGAGAGAGCAGAACGCAGCAUGCCCCGGGCAUCUCAAUGACCGGACCUGGCCGCGGACGCGGCGCGGCUCGGCCCGGAUUGUGUGCGCCAGGGGACAUCGGGAUCCCCGAUGUCCUGCCCCGCCGCCGACGCGUCGCCCACAGCCCCCUCCCCCGGCACCGACAACGGCGCUGCUCGGUGUUCCCCCAGCCCGGCUGCGGCCCAGCCCAGUGGCACCGCAGCGGCAGCGCGGACACGCGUGUGCCGGCGCAGCCGAGAGCGGAGCUGCCCUCCCCAACGGAGGGGCCGUGCGCGCUGCCCGCACUGGGAGCGCGGCGCGGUGCCGGCGUGCCCGCUGCCUACCGGGAGCCACGGGCUGCUGGCAGGCGGUGGCGUUACUUAACCCCCGCGCUGUCAUCGCUCGGGAGGGGCUCCCGCCGCAGGGAGCGGCAGCCCCGAGAUGCGGCCACCCCACUCCCCUACCCCCACGCCCUCCGCCGCGGCUUAGCAGGGUUCAGGAGCGCCGCAGCGAUCCCCAUCUGCGGCCAAAGCCGUGGGAGUUGAAUGGCAAUUGCAGCCUUGGUGCUGUUAUAGCAAUGAAGCUACAGACGUCAUUGCCUCCUGUUGGACAAAAACUCUUUAACUUCCACGCAGCCGAGAGGCAGGCUUGUCUAAGAUCCUGUGGACCCAACACUGUACCGAUAGAGUUCUAUUUAUUUAUAUAUGCCCAUACACAUACACAGACCCCGGGAAGAUGCUGGGCUGCUGGAGCAUGGAAGAGCCGGGAUUGUGCCCUGAACUUCACCCACUUGGCAGCCGCUGUUCCUAAACCAUUUCCCCUCUCCUCCCCUGCCUCUUUGCUUCUCGGACUGAGAAAUCUGCUCUUUAAAGUUGAUCUGAAGGGGAAAGCAGAGACGAGCUUGUGCAUAGUUUGGAGGGAACGGGGGCAGGUGGCGGGAGGGGGGGAGUGGGAGCGACACAUCUGCACCCGGGACCGAAAGGGUUACAGACGGAGCGAGAAAGACGGACCGACCGACUGCGGGGGUACUGACUUCACGGCGGAGUUUGCCAGGUGCGAGUUAUUCGUGAAUGUUCCCAGCCGGCUGCGCAGCUCGGCAGCACCGCACCGCACCGCACCGCACCGCACCGCUCCCGCAGGUGCCGGGCGGGGUGGCCGCAGCCCGCCCGAGCCGAGCCGCGCUCCUGCCCGCAGCCAGCCCCGCGCCCUCGCCCGGCCCCGGCAGCCUCCGGGGAGCUUAGGAUCCCCGGCUCCCAGAGCACAUGACCCUUGCAGGGAAUUUAGCCUCCCUGCACCUGCAGGCUCUUGUACAUCCCUCCUCCUUCUCUGCUCGGGGUUUGCUUUUUAAUCCUCUCAUCCCCCCCCGCUCUCCACAUUCCCCCCCCC